Telopea speciosissima is the source of this 1523-nucleotide messenger RNA. RefSeq names its product cystathionine beta-lyase, chloroplastic. Lineage: Eukaryota; Viridiplantae; Streptophyta; Magnoliopsida; Proteales; Proteaceae. The record is from RefSeq and is a predicted model, not a curated record. Gene Ontology annotation, biological process: 'de novo' L-methionine biosynthetic process; transsulfuration. The transcript has 13 exons. Gene Ontology annotation, molecular function: pyridoxal phosphate binding. Bases 1 to 1392 code for a protein of 463 amino acids. Gene Ontology annotation, cellular component: cytoplasm.
AUGGCUGCUUCCGCCUUUAACCCUUCCUUCUAUGCCUCCCGCUCUGAUCUUAACGAGAACGGUUUGGGGCUUCUAUUGUUUUCUCGGCCGAGCUUUAGGGUUGGCAGACUAUUACCUGAGAAAAAAAACGGAUUGUUGGAUGCUAAGCGAUUCGAAUUGCGCUGCUCUAGAGAGAGAGAAAUGGAUGUCAGCACAUCUGCUUUGGUCGAAGGCGUUGCUGCAUGCUUUGAUGAUGUGAAAGUGAAGGAGCCCAGCAUUUCGACUUUGUUGAUGAAUAUUCAGAGUGAAUUCGAUCCUUAUGCUGCAGUCAGUACUCCUCUUUACCAGACAGCUACAUUUAAGCAGCCUUCCGCAACAGAGUUUGGUCCUUACGAUUAUACUAGAAGUGGAAAUCCUACCCGUGAUGAAUUGGAAAUGUUAUUAGCCAAGCUUGAUAAGGCAGAUCGUGCUUUUUGUUUUACUAGUGGAAUGGCUGCUUUGUCUGCUGUCACCCAUCUUGUUGGAACUGGUGAGGAAAUUGUUGCCGGAGAAGACAUAUAUGGUGGUUCUGAUCGAUUAUUAUCACGAGUAGUUCCGAAGAAAGGAGUUGUAGUGAAGCGAGUGGAUACAACUGAUCUAAGUGCGGUUGAAUCUGCAAUUGGUCCAUGGACAAAGCUUGUCUGGCUAGAGAGUCCAACAAACCCUCGCUUACAGAUUUCUGAUAUUCGUAAAAUAGCAGAGAUGGCUCAUGGUCAUGGUGCUCUCUUGAUGAUUGAUAACAGUAUUAUGUCCCCUGUACUUUCACAGCCAUUAGACCUUGGAGCAGAUAUUGUGAUGCACUCAGCAACUAAAUUCAUAUCUGGACACAGUGAUGUCAUGGCAGGUGUCCUUGCUAUAAAAGGAGAAAGCCUGGCGAAAGAGAUAGCUUUCCUACAAAAUGCUGAAGGAACUGGUUUAGCUCCUUUUGACUGUUGGAUAUGCUUACGUGGUAUUAAGACUAUGGCUUUGCGUAUUGAGAAGCAACAGGAGAAUGCACAAAAGAUUGCUGAAUUCCUCUCUUCUCAUCCGUGUGUGAAGAAAGUUAAUUAUGCUGGUCUUCCUGGUCAUCCUGGGCGAUCUUUACACUAUUCUCAAGCAAAGGGUGCAGGUUCUGUGCUUAGCUUUCUUACGGGGUCAGUGGCACUCUCAAAGCACAUUGUAGAAAAUACCAAGUACUUCAGCAUAACUGUUAGCUUCGGGAGUGUGAAGUCACUCAUAAGCAUGCCUUGCUUUAUGUCCCAUGCGGCCAUACCUGCUGAUGUUCGUGAGUCCAGGGGUUUAACUGAAGAUCUUAUUCGUAUCUCUGUGGGCAUUGAGGACGUUGAUGAUCUGAUUGCUGAUUUGGACAAUGCAAUUAGAACAGGACCCUUGUGAGGGGUUUCAUUGUCAUUUGAUGUCUCAUUGUCCUGUUCAAAUUAGGUGACGAUGAAUUGUUGGUGGACAUGAAACAAUUCAUGUGUCUUGAUUUUAUGAACCAAAAAGAGGAAGGGAAAUAAUAGCUUAUU